UUCGAGCAACACGUAAUAUUUUAAAACAGUAGCAAUAAACCCAUCAUGGCACCACAAAACGUUGCUAAGCACAUCAACCGAUCUUACAAUGGUAGGAGAGCARCGARGAAAAUACAUCCAAUCAGUACAUCUUGGAACAUGAACCAAUCUCGCGGCAAUGGUAUAAACCUGUUCCUAAAAGAAAAGUCACAAGCUGGAGUAAGAARCCAACCCGAAGUUAAGACUGAAAUUGAAAACGGUAAACUACUGGAUACAUCGUCACGCAAAUUUCGUGAAAGAUUGCCAGUGCCAAGCAGCUCAAUUCAACUUACCCCAGACUCCAUCGAAAGCCCAUCAUCAACAUAUAGUAACAGCCCGCCAGAACUAGUCAAAAAUAACCACGUAAAAGGUUACAGCACAUCAAAGCGGUCAACUGUGAACGACGAUGAGCCACAACCGACGAAGAAAAUGCGAAUGGAGCAUUCCACCGUUGAUAAAUGCACGGACUCACUACGWUCGACCUCCCCAUCGCCUAUAACUAAYAUAGAUGUCAUACAGCCCCCKGUCUAUGACUUUAGCGAUUAUACGGAAAUCACCAACAACGAACAACGGCARMAAUAUAAAGCKGCAUUUCAUCGAUACUAUAAAGAAUAUAUGCCACUCUACCAGCAGACCACAGAGCUAAGGARUAGUUUCCGCGAACUCGGUGGACUGAUUAUUGAUAUGCCCAAAAACUGUCCGGAAUACGAGAUCAUCAAUCAGCGUAUAUUGGYCAAAUUUCAAAUCCUCAACAGCAKGGAGCAGCUACAACGUCAGAUGCGUUGUGACUAUCUACACGAUAAAUUGGAGCACAUCAAGGAACUUGUAACGUCGUACGAUAGGAAACGUACGAAGGAAAUGGCAAUGGCUUUCGCAAAAGCAAUGGCUAAGGAAUAUGAGUUGAGACAACAGCUUCUCAAAACCAAAACAGAUGUUGCGGAGACAGUAGUGAUAACAGAACCUUAUGGAAGUUCAAGCGCAAAUGAGGAUGAAGCAGCUACAAAGCCAGAUGAAGAGAUUCCGCCCACAACACAGGAAUACAUAGGCAAUAUUUUGGUCAACGAUCUGGCGCUGUCGGACAGCGACAGUGAUGAUGACUGAGUUAAUAGUUAGGUUUUGAGUAUUUAAGUUUAAUUAUAAGUAAAUAAUAUGUAGUAAUAUGUCAAUGUUUAGUGUAAUAGUGUGAUAUUACGAUAUGAGAGUUAGUUUCUUUUAGUUAAAUAAACAAAAUCGUUAAAUUGUAA
Bactrocera latifrons is the source of this 1262-nucleotide messenger RNA. RefSeq names its product RNA polymerase II elongation factor ELL3-like. Bases 46 to 1119 code for a protein of 357 amino acids. The transcript is spliced from 2 exons. Gene Ontology annotation, molecular function: cis-regulatory region sequence-specific DNA binding. The record is from RefSeq and is a predicted model, not a curated record. Gene Ontology annotation, cellular component: transcription elongation factor complex. Gene Ontology annotation, biological process: snRNA transcription by RNA polymerase II; positive regulation of transcription elongation by RNA polymerase II. Lineage: Eukaryota; Metazoa; Arthropoda; Insecta; Diptera; Tephritidae.